Verticillium alfalfae VaMs.102 is the source of this 1620-nucleotide messenger RNA. RefSeq names its product proton myo-inositol cotransporter. Gene Ontology annotation, molecular function: carbohydrate:proton symporter activity. The record is from RefSeq and is a predicted model, not a curated record. The transcript is spliced from 3 exons. The coding region runs from base 1 to 1620 and encodes 539 amino acids. Lineage: Eukaryota; Fungi; Ascomycota; Sordariomycetes; Glomerellales; Plectosphaerellaceae. Gene Ontology annotation, cellular component: membrane. Gene Ontology annotation, biological process: carbohydrate transport; transmembrane transport.
AUGGAGGACAAGAAAGUCGCCGCCGUCGAACAGUUCGACAAGGUUGCAAGUAAUGGCAGUGUCUUGACGGCACCGCCCGAAACGAAUGAGUUCACACACCUCAAGCUUCGACAAUCUCUCUGGAAAUGGCGUCGCAUUGUCUUCUAUUGCAUGGGUAUGACCUCUGCCAUCCUCAUGUACGGAUAUGACUAUGUUAUCGUUGGCACAGUCUCCGCCAUGCCCAGUUUUCAAAAGGACUUUGGCUACCAGCUCGACGGUGAAUGGAUCCUUCCUUCUCUAUGGCUCGGCCUCUGGAACUUUGCCUCACCGGGCUGCUCCAUGAUCGGCGCUCUCGCUGGCGGCCUCUUUCAAGACCGCUAUGGUCGCCGCGGGUCCCUUGCCGUCGGCUCCUUCCUGUCGGCCAUCGGCGUCGCUGUCUGCUUCGUCUCGUACCUAUCGGGGAAUAUAGACACCCGACGCGGCCUCUUCCUCGCCGGCAAGGGAUUCCAGGGCGGCGCCAUCGGCAUGGUCAUGGCCACGACGCAGACGUACAUGUCGGAGGUGCUGCCGCCGAACCUGCGCGGCCCACUGCUCGCCUUCUUCCCCAUCUUCACGCUCCUCGGCCAGCUCGUCGGCGCUGGCGUCAUCUACGCGUGUCUCGACCUAAGCAACGGCUACACCAUUUGCUUCGCGACCCAGUGGCCCUUUUCCGCCCUGCCCAUGAUCAUCGCCUUCUUCAUCCCCGAGAGCCCGACUUACCUCAUCCGCAAGGGUCAACACGACAAGGCCCUCAAGGCGCAGACGCGACUCGACGAGCCCGGCGCCGACACGCCCGCCGUGCUGGCCGUCAUUCAAAAGAAUAUUGAGCACGAGAGGGAACAGGCGCAGGCGACGUACACUGACUCGUUCCGGAAGCCAAAUCUCCGACGCACUCUGAUCGUCAUGUUUGCAAACUUGUUGCCGCAGCUCUUUGGCCUGACGCUGCUGUCCAAGUCGAGCUACUUCCUCCAGAUUGUCGGUAUGGAUGACGACAAAAGUGUCAUUCUGCUGAUGCUCGGCAUCGUCUGUGGCCUGAUCACCAACAUCGUCAGUAUCUGGGUGCUCUCACGGGUAGGUAGGAGGAAGCUUCUGCUCAUCUCGUUGAGCGUUGCCUCUGUGCUAUGGGCGGGUAUGGGUAUCUGCGGCAUCUGGUCUGGCGAAGUCGUCGUUGCAUAUACUGCAGCGUCCAUGAUUGCUGUGGUGAUCACCACGAGUUUGGGUGCCUGGCCCUGCUCCCACGUCGUCAGCGCCGAGACGUCGGCUUUGCAUCUACGAGCCAAGGCCCAGGGCAUCGGCUGGUUUACGUCGGGAGCUGGUAACUCUAUCUUCGGCUUUGUGCUGCCGUACAUCUUCAACCCCGAUCAGGGCAACCUUCGGGCGAAGACAGGCUUCGUGUUUGCUGGCUUGUGUCUUCUCGCCGCUGGAGUUACAUUCUUUGAGGUUCCAGAAAUGAAAGGUCGCACCCCGGGUGAAAUAGACCGCAUGUUUGAGCUCGGGCUGUCUGCCAGACAGUUCAGGGCAUGGCAUAACCCAAGCGCAAGCUUGGACGACGGCGAGGGCGAGAAGCAAGAUGGGGUCCGGGAUCCAGCAACACCUGUUUAA